CGCUAAGGUCAUCAGCACCUCCUUCAUCCCUCUCCUCAUGGAGACAACACUGGACCCAACGCGCUGAUCCUACCUCAAAGCGCUGCACCAUCUCUGCUCAGGAUGCGUGCGACUUCGUUUGCACUGACCAAUGUGCUGGGCAGCGUCUACGAGCGGGGACCUAUCUGCUUCACUCCUGAUGGCAGCACCUUGCUGAGCCCAACAGGCAAUCGUCUUACGCUGGUGAACCUGCAGACGCAAGCUUCGCGCACUUUGCCCGUCGAGCUGCGUCGCACCGUUGCCAAUAUCGCUCUCAAUCCGGCCAGGCCUUACAUUGCCAUCCUGAUCGACGUUGAUGGUCGCGCCGUCCUGGUCAACUUGUACGCAGGAGCGGGAGGAGGCGGCGUGGCCUUGGCCCACAUCAACUUUGGCGCGCCGGUCAGGGCAGUCAGAUUCACUCCCGAUGGCAAACAUUUGGCCGUGGCGCAUGGAAGUCAGAUCAAGGUGUGGCAGACUCCAAGCACGCUGACUCGCGAGUUCAGCCCCUUCGUGCUGCAUCGCACCUACACCGGGCACGAUGACGACGUGCUUAGCAUACAGUGGAGUCCUUCAGGCCAGUUCUUCCUCACCACUUCCAAGGAUCUCAGCGCUCGACUCUACUCUCUUGAUCCCAUUCCCUUCCCAUCUUUACCCGGCACCUCCACGAAUGGCAAGAGGCAGCCGACCAAAUUCAGACCCAAGACGUUUAGCGGGCAUCGCGCAUCUGUUCUCUCGGCGCACUGGAGCGCAGACGAGCGCACAAUCUACACCAUUGGCAAGGAUGGUUCGUGCUUCGUGUGGCGGAUCAAGCCCGAAGAAGAAUCAGAAGGCGAAGAUGAGGAAGAAGAUGCAGACAGUGAUGCCGACGGGAAGAAAAAUCGAGCUGGGCCAUCUACGGUCAGUCGGUCACACGACAGUCGCCUCGAAUUAGCCAGAGCACGAUGGGGCAUUGCGGAGCGACACUACUUCAACGCUCAGAGCGUCGGCGUCAAUUGUGCCGACUACCAUCCCGAGUCUUCUUUGCUCGUCGUGGGUUUUGUGACAGGCGUCUUUGGCUUGUACACCCUCGCCGAUGAAGGUGCAUGCACACCACUGCAUACCCUCAGCAUCAGCUCAGAAAAGGUCGCCGCUGUCACCUUCUCGCCCGAUGGAGCCUGGCUGGCGUUCGGAUGUGCAGGCCUUGGACAAUUGCUCGUGUGGGAAUGGGCCAGUGAAAGCUACAUUCUGAAACAGCAAGGUCACUAUGCGGAUGUCCGCUGCAUCGCCUACUCCAAUGACGGUCAAAUUGCCGCUACGGGCGGCGACGACGGCAAAGUGAAGCUCUGGAACACCACGAGUGGCUUCUGCACCGCGACGUUCACUGAGCAUUCUGCCACUGUUGCAGCUUUGGAAUUUGCGUCCAAAGGUCAAGUGCUCUUCAGUGCUAGCUUGGACGGCACCGUCAGAGCUUGGGACCUGCUGCGGUACCGAAACUUUCGCACCUUCACUAGUCCAGAGCCCGUCCAAUUCGGCUGCUUGGCCGUCGAGCCCAGCGGAGAGGUGGUUGCGGCAGGAGGCGGUGGAGCGGCUGCGGACAGUUUCGACAUUUUCACAUGGAACGUGCAGAGCGGCAAGAUUCUCGACGUCAUGGGUGGGCAUGACGGCCCAGUCGCUAGCUUGACCUUCUCACCUAGUGGCAGCGGUCAACUCAUCAGCGCUAGCUGGGACAAGACGCUCAAGGUAUGGGAGGCGUUCCGAGACGCCAGCGCAGACACUGUCGGUCUCACUGCCGAGGCGACAUGCGUCGCCUUCCGGCCAGAUGGAGGCGAGAUCUGCGUUGCUACAUUGGAUGGUCAGAUCAACUUUUUUGAUCCGAGAGACGGGGCAAAACAGCUUGGAAUACUUGAAUGCAGAAAAGACAUUGCGGCUGGAAGACGCCUCGAUGACAAAGUCACACGACAAGGCAAUGAAGGUGCCGCAUGCUUCACAAGCCUACACUACAGCGCCGACGGUCGGUGCGUCCUGGCCGGUGGAAACAGCAACUGGAUAUGUCUUUACGAUGUUCGAGAAAGAGUGUUGCUGAAGCGAUGGACAGUCUCCAAGGAUGUCGGUCUGGACAACACCCAAGACAGACUAGAUAGCCGACGACUCACCGCUGCUGGUCCACGAGAGCUCAUUGACGACAUUUCAGACGAGGAUGAACUGACUACAUUUGAGCGAUUAGACAAGUCGCUGCCUGGUGCUCAAAGAGGGGACAUGUCCAAGCGUACCACACGCAAAGCAGCGCGGAUCACGAGCGUCCGCUUCUCGCCCACUGGUAGAGCGUGGGCUGCUGCGAGCACUGUCGGAGUGCUCGUCUAUUCGCUUGACCCUCCAACCGCUGCUAUCGGUGUGGGAGCACAUGGUGGCGCAGCAGCAGCAUUCGAUCCCUUGGAUCUGGAUAUGGAGCUUACGCCCGCAUCCAUCAUUGCUGCUUGUGCAAGAGGUGAAUCUUUGGGUGCUCUGGUUGGCGCUCUCAGACUGGGCGAAGCGCCGCUGCUAGCCGAAGUGUACGAGAAAGUGCCCGUCAAAGAGGUUCCUCUAGUCGCUUCGCAACUACCUCAAGUGCACGUAGGAGCGGUGCUCAAGCUCGUAGCUCAGCAACUUCAUCCUCAAUCCAACUCUCCGCACGUAGAGUUUCAUCUGCGCUGGCUCGCUGCUCUCUUGACCACCCAUGGCGCAUUUGUUCGCAAGCGAGCCAAGGCGGAUCUGGCCCCUUCGCUGCGCCUUGUGGCUGCUUGCCUAUACGAGCUGCGCGCCAAUGUCAAACGCACUGCGGACGAGAACCUGUAUGCGCUGCUGCAUGUUUGGGAUGGUAUGCAGAGGAAGGGAGCCGAUCAGGCCUGAUGGCCGACCUUCUAGGAAAUUGAGCCGCUUUUCGUUCACUCAGUCGAAACGCCAGCGUGGAUACGAACCUUUGCCUUCGUGUCCUGCUAGCCGGCCUCACAAGCCAAUGUGUAUUCUAUAAAUGCGUUUACCAGCACUGUAAUACAAUAUACACAGC
This is a messenger RNA of Ceraceosorus guamensis, 3040 nucleotides long. RefSeq names its product WD40 repeat-like protein. Gene Ontology annotation, cellular component: Pwp2p-containing subcomplex of 90S preribosome; small-subunit processome. Gene Ontology annotation, biological process: ribosomal small subunit assembly; maturation of SSU-rRNA from tricistronic rRNA transcript (SSU-rRNA, 5.8S rRNA, LSU-rRNA). The record is from RefSeq and is a predicted model, not a curated record. The transcript is spliced from 2 exons. The coding region runs from base 103 to 2883 and encodes 926 amino acids. Lineage: Eukaryota; Fungi; Basidiomycota; Exobasidiomycetes; Ceraceosorales; Ceraceosoraceae. Gene Ontology annotation, molecular function: protein binding.